Molecule: messenger RNA, 4557 nt
Organism: Osmerus eperlanus (European smelt)
Lineage: Eukaryota; Metazoa; Chordata; Actinopteri; Osmeriformes; Osmeridae
Gene: ubtd1b
Product: ubiquitin domain containing 1b
Exons: 4
Coding region: 720-1556 (278 amino acids)
Molecular function (GO): protein binding
Source: RefSeq, a predicted model, not a curated record
CGCAAGCGUGAAAAGUUAAUAUUACCAGAUACCCUUACCAGGAAGGGACCAGGUGGAAAUGAGAAAGGCUUGGAAAACUUUCCUCGGCUCAUGGACAUUUUGCAUACAAUUCUAAAGUCAAAUUUGUGUUUCACCGGGUGUGCCGUUUUCAAGGUGGACGCCAGCGCAAGGAAGUUUGUUUACUAGCAGUAGCUUUCCCUAUGGUGCGGAGUGCGGACGAGACAUAACGCUAGGUAGCAAGGGAGGUAGCAUCAUGCUAACGGGCUAACUUGUCUAGUAAGCCUGUUUAGAAACGGUCUUGUAAAUUACUAUGACAUUCAUUUUCUAGCUCGCGUUGUGUAUUUUUCUGUGCUUGCUAUCAUCUCGUUAUUCAGCUUGCUCAUUGUUCUACACGUGAAGCUCGGGACUUGGUCUUUUGGAAUGUUGGAUCGCAUCAGACAAUAAUAAAGCACUGUAGCUAGGUAGCGUUUGUCUGGCUAGCGAGCUAGUUUUAGUUAUUUAUAAUGUUCUUAGCGUUGUGCUGAAAUCACCAACAACCAAUUCCUGCUGUUAAUACAAACCUUGUACCGGGUGUUUGGACUUGGCGAUUCUAGUUUAUAUAUCUGGCUAGCAGCGUCAACCAUUCCUUUUGGAACUAGUGCUCGCUAGCCAGUGGUUGGCAUAUGAUGGGGCCCCUAGUAGCUACAUAGUUAGCCAACUGAUCAUUGCCAGUUAAUAAUAUGGGAGGAUGUGUAGGGAGAGAACGUGAGGACACACAGGGCCAUGGCUCAUCUCGGAGUGGUGGAAGGGGACACAGGAAACGUGGAGGUCGUAACGAGCCCUUGAAGAAGGACCGCCCGAAGUGGAAGAGUGAUUACCCCAUGACGGAGGGCCAGCUGAGAAGCAAGAGAGAUGAAUUCUGGGACACGGCGCCCGCCUUCGAGGGACGCAAGGAGAUCUGGGACGCCCUGAAGGCGGCGGCGGUGGCCCUGGAGUGUAACGACCACGAGCUGGCUCAGGCCAUCGUGGACGGAGCGAGCAUAACGCUGCCCCAUGGCACCCUGACGGAGUGUUAUGACGAGCUGGGGAACCGCUACCAGCUUCCUGUCUACUGCCUGGCCCCUCCCAUCAACUUAAUCUCUGAGCGCAGCGAUGAGGACCCCAGCGACAGCCCCGAGCCCCCUGCAGCCCCCAAAAAGGAGUUCCAGCUCAAGGUGCGUCUGUCGACAGGGAAGGACCUGCGUCUGAGCGCCAGCAUGUCGGACUCCAUCGGCCUGCUGAAGAAGCAGCUGCAGGCCCAGGAGGACAUCGACGUGGCCCACCAGCGCUGGUUCUUCUCUGGGAAGCUUCUCACAGACAAGACCCGACUCCAGGACACCAAGAUCCAGAAGGACUUUGUCAUCCAGGUCAUUGUCAACCCGCAGGCCCCCAUCACUAACCCAACCACCCCCACCACCGCUACGACCCCCACCACCGCUACGACCCCCACCACCGCUACGACCCCCAUCACCUCCUCGACCCCCACCCCCUCCUUGACCCCCACCCCCUCCUUGACCCCCACAGCUCCCACCAACUGAGCCCCAGAGGAGGAAAGGAGGGAUGGAGAGGGUGGGGUCCGAACAAACCCAGGAUAAUACAUUUGUAUUCAUGUGGUUCUUGAAGAAGAGACUCUCUUUGUUUCUUCUUUUUGUAAAUCUAUAACUAAAUGAACAACACUUAUAAGGGAGCAACUCCAAUGUGCUGCUUUUUAUUCAAGUGUCCAACUGAACAAUUAAAGCGUGUCCAUAUGUAACUGUAACCGAUCGGUUCUCUGGCUGUUCAAGUAAUUGGUUGGCCUAUGGAACAGCCAAGUGAGUGAUUUUUCAGAGGGGGGAUUUCUGCGUUUCUUCAGGUUGGGACUGCAACCCUCUCCCUCAACCCCAUCACCUUUCAAAUUUACCAACCCAAAUCACAACAGAUCUCCUUUCUGAUUGGACGAGGGCCAGCGGGAAUCUGCCGCCCUCCUGCCUCCCCCUGCUCUGCUGUCUGCACUGAUGUUAACUAGCUAACUAAGUGCCAAUAGAAGGAUCUCUGGCAGAGUCGUAUGCGUUGGUUGUGAAGCACAUCUUUGUCCCUGGACUCUGCACUGGGACGCCUUUCGACCCCGAAGACUGGGGAGAGAGGAGGAGAGAGGACUUUCUCCCUUGAGGCGGAUAACUCUUUGUUUUUCUCUCUCAUGUCUUUUUUUUGUUUUGUAGAGAUAAUCUCAACCAAGCUUUUUUGCACACUCAAUUUUAUUAUACUUGCGUGGUAGUUUGUGUGCCUUUCGACGACAGAAAAACAGACUAAAUGGAAUCCCUGGAAACGCUACUUUUACUGCUCCGCCUUCUGUCACUAGAUUCAGGAAUCCACUGAUAAUAUAAAUAUAAAUAAUGGGUCAGUGCAAACUCUACUGCUGCCUUUCAUAAUGGUCUAUCUGUCUCUACCAGUUUGUUGAAGAUGUUUAACAGGUGGUGUUCGUCAUUCCUGUGGUCGCAUCCUGCUACGUGUCCUGCUAUUGUACAAGAAGUACUAUUUGGAAUUAUGGCCAAUUUUCACAUUGGUGCUUGAUUGUUCAUGCCUGACACAAUGAUAGAAAAAUGCCAACUCCACCCAUCUAACACUCCAGGCGGACUUCCUCAAGGCAGAGGGAAUGCUUUCAGUCACACUUUGGCCUGCUCCUAUGUUCCCCAGCCCUAUCUAGUUCUGUAUGUAGCGUACAGUGUUUUGUAUGUGCACAGCCUCCUUUUGACAAAUGUUUCCACAUUUACAUGUGAAGCUAAAAGUUUGAGGGAAGAGUUGUCCCUGUUAAUCAAUCACUGAUAAAACCUAACUGUACUCAUAGCUGCAAGAAUGUUUCAUUCACAUCUGAAAUACCUCUCAAAGGAGCUCUCUCUCCAUCCCUCCCCCCAGUCUCUUGUUCUGUUGUAAUCAAAGAGAUGACAGGAGAGCAGGGUCAUGUUUGCAGUUGUGAUCUCUGUGAGGUAGCUGGUCUUCUCUUCUCCCUCAUCACCCGCAGUCCAGGUAGUGAGAGGCAGACAAAGAAGGGCACACACACAGAGAGACACCGCUCUGUCCAGCUUGCUGUUUCACAUUCAACUCGAGUAUAUGAGAGCCUGCACACGCAUCGAAAACCAGAUAUGACUGGGGUCGAGACCAGGAGGGUUCUGGUCUAAACUCAUUACUUUCGAGUUGCAAUCCGACACCAUGGUCCAGGAUCACAUCAAAAUAAAUUUGCUCUGCUGUUGAGAACGCAUCUUCCUCACAUUACUUUGAUGUCAGCCCUUCUGCAGUCCUCGUUGCCUGUGUAGGUUAUUAGAAAAACAAUUUAUUCAGCUAAAUCAUGUUGUGGUGGGAAUAUGUGUUACUGAAAAGAAAAAACAGACUUGAAUACUUAUUUCUCUCAACUGCUAUGUAUGUGCAAUACAAAAUAGACCUCAUACUUGUUUUUUAACUCCAUAUUUCUGAUUGCAUUAGUUAUGACUAUUCUCUAUAAGCUAGAACUGCAAAACUAUAUUCCUGUCCAGGACAAUCACAUCUGUCAACUGUUUUCUAUGUCAAUUUAUAGCCUUUGUCUCUUUUUUGGUAUAUUUAGAAAGUGUUAUCACCCCGCAAAACAUUUAAUUGGACAGUGGUUUUGUUUUAGGAAGUGUCUUGGGGUACGUUUUAGUGAUACUGGAGCCUGGCAUAAAAAUAGCCACCUCAUUCUAAUCAAUAAGAGAGAUGGGGGGCUAGACUGGCUCCAUCCCAGGUCACCACCCUGAUUCCUGGACUGUGCACUUCCCCACUCCCCAGCCUGCAUUGAAUCACAUACUGUAGAAAUGGAGCUGACAAAGCCAUAGGCCUACGGUUAGCGAGCCUUUGUCGCCGGGGGAGAACAUAGUCCUUGUAGAGAGUGAGUUAGGACAAAGUGUCAGGAGGAGGGAUGGUCAGCCUGAUCUGCUCUGUAUAAGGGAACUCAUGUCUCACCUGUGUUUUUGUUCUUCUUGUUCAAAGUGUGUGUGCCUGUAUGUAAAUGUAUAGUCUGUAUGACAAUUGUUCAGCUUUUUGCGGCGGGGAAUUUACAUGUCAUGUUGUGUGAAUGCUCUCUGUCCAUCAUCAUAUCAGUUAUAUUCAAGGUACUGAUAUGGGCUCUCCAGACAGACCUGCCAUGGACGUAACCUUGGUACAAAAAGCCAUAAGGCCGGGGAUAUUUAUUCUAGGGUUUUCUUUUCUUCUGAAGAUGACUAAAGGACACUAUACUGCUUUCCCCUCUAACUUCAACAUACCCAGAAGCCAUUGCAGAUUAAUAAAGUGUGUUCAACAAGGUCGGUUGAGGAAGCUUCCUCUCCCCAACGGGCGACUCAGAAGAAAAACAUGCAAAUGUGUCUUUGAUGAACGUCCACAGGGGUAUACAUGUAUAAAGAUCUGUAUAUUUAGUCAUUUUGGAAAAUAAAUACGUGAUAUAUUGAGAUUUCUGAUAAUUAAAUAUGCCUACAAUUUAUUUUACAAGUGAUGUGUAAAUUUAUAUGCUGAUUUCAUUUUCAACCUUGUUUUUAACUGUCAAAUAAAACUAUUCGA